This is a messenger RNA of Saccostrea cuccullata (small rock oyster), 1556 nucleotides long. RefSeq lists its product as uncharacterized. The record is from RefSeq and is a predicted model, not a curated record. The coding region runs from base 85 to 1140 and encodes 351 amino acids. The transcript is spliced from 5 exons. NCBI's taxonomy places the organism in Eukaryota, Metazoa, Mollusca, Bivalvia, Ostreida, Ostreidae.
GUCGUUCGCUUCGCUACAACACGUAUAAGUGGAACGAUAACUCUGGGUACAGAUCGGGGAUCAUCUGGUGUACUUUCAUUUUCGAUGAAUGUACAUGAAAACAUAAGUUUCCAAGGAGCCCAAGUCUUAAAAAUGGAGGAGACAACAAGAAGAUUAAAUGAAAAGGAGAAAAUCUUGGAGCGCCUGAAAAAGAAUUUGAGGGCUUUAAAGGAAUCAAAGAAUGUUCUCUUAGUUGGAUCACUCGGAGUAGGAAAAUCAUCAUUGAUAAAUUCGACCAUUACAGCCCUGACGGGGAAAUACGACUUUUAUGCCGACAUUGGCGGUGGAGACAAGCACGUCACCACCACAUUUCACAGAAUCAGCCGAGAUGAAUAUUGGGACCCUGAAGAUGAAGGAGAUAAAUUGCUCUGCCUCCCAACAUUCAUCGACAUUAUUGGACUGGACGCUCAACUGUCGUCAUCUGAUGAGAAAGAAGACACGGUUAACAGUAUGUUGAUGAAUCUGAUCAUAAACGGGAGACUACCGGAGAAUUGUGACCUACUGGAUGUCAGCAAACAACUUAAAGCGGGGAAAACAAUAAAGGACCGGAGCGAAGAAAAAAAGCUUACAGUGGACAUCAUAAUGGUUGUGAUUUCAGCAAAGAGCCCAAGCAUUCCACAGACACUCAUCGACGAAAUCUAUAGGGAGGCAAACAUAAAAAAGAGAAAAAUACCUGUGUUUGCUGUUUUGACAAAAGUGGACAAAUGUGAUAUGUCUGAACAGGAACUAGAGGAUAAAAAGACUGAAAUAUGUGAGGCUAUUGGUAUUACUCAAGACAAACUGCUGCUGUGUAGAAAUUAUCAACCUGGAGACGCACCAGAUAUUGAGACAGACAUCAAAAUACUGGAGUUCUUGACCACGCUGUGUAACCCGCGUUUUAAGGCAGUCACAUUGGAGAAGGUUGAAUUUGAAGAACCUGAACCUCCACCCCCUCCACCGACACCAGCCCCCUCUCCCCCACAAAGUAGUUCAUUCUGGAAAACGGCAUUACAGUGGGCUUUUGUGGUGGCUGUUAUUGCUUUCUUCUUGUACUUAAUACAGCAGAUUUUGUCCAAAGAUAAUAGAUACAAUCAAAACACGAUGAAUCAGAGAAAAAUGUAAGUUUUCUAAUGAUGCUGUAAAAUGAAUUAUGCAUUUAUUGGCAAUAUGUACAUAUAUUAACAGUUGUGAUAAUCUUUCCACUGUGACAGUUCUGAAGUUUUUUUUUGUAUUCCAUGCAAACCGUCUUCUGUGAAAAAUGCGAAAAAAGCAUAUGAUUUAUAUAAAUUUAUCAAAGGUUGUGUUACUUUCGUUUUGCUAAAAGAUGUCAAAAAGAACAGUCUCACAUCCUUUAGAAAUAUUACUUGUUUUACACGCUCUAACAAAAGAUUGAAUUUAUUAUCAACGUAAUUGAUAUGAAUACUUUGUCUAAUUAAGGGAUUUCUUCUAUAUUUCAAUUACUCAGUAUAUUUUUUUUUAAAAAAGGAAAUUCAUUCCAUGACAUAUGUAUUUAUUAUUAUAUUUUGUACACACAUACG